AUGGAGUUUUCUAAUGCCCAUAUUGUCCACGAGCCUGAACCGGAACCGGAGCCUGAGCCUGAUCCAGAUCCUGAGCCGGAACCUGAACCUGAGCCUGAACCUGAACCAGAGCCUUGUCAUGAACCAGAGCCUGAACCAGAGCCUGAACCAGAGCCUGAGCCUGAGCCCGAGCCUGAACCAGAGCCUGAACCAGAGCCUGAACCUGAACCUGAACCUGAACCUGAACCCGAGCCUGAAACCGAUCCGGAACACGAACCGGAACACGAACCAGUGCCUGAACCAGAGCUCAAUCCCGAGCCUACGAUAACGACGACAACUUCAGCGUCCAUCACCGACGAUUGCAAUAUAUACUACAGAAAUUACCAAUGGGCUCUCCAAGACUGUGUCUGCCGUUGUUUCCAAAACGAAUAUCUUAUGCAUAAUGAAAACGAUCAACGAAUAAAGGACGGUCAAACCCCAUUUGUGCCUGUAUCGGAGGAGCUUUGCCGUAGUUUCAUCAAAACAAAGUGUAGAGUGGGAUUCCCCGUGGUUGCCGAAUUUCCCAUACCAGCUCCUUGUGGCUGCAAUCGAAAGCCAGGAUCAAUCGCCACAGAGCGAUUUUUCAGUCUUUGCCAUCUGUUAAAAUUUUCUUCUGAAAACAAAAAACCCUUCUUAUCUUACUCUUAUUGUUGGCCUAUCUAA
Molecule: messenger RNA, 681 nt
Organism: Drosophila rhopaloa
Lineage: Eukaryota; Metazoa; Arthropoda; Insecta; Diptera; Drosophilidae
Product: salivary glue protein Sgs-5-like
Exons: 4
Coding region: 1-681 (226 amino acids)
Source: RefSeq, a predicted model, not a curated record